AUGCUGAUAUCCUUUCGCAAAGCACCAACAAGAAAACAGCAAGAAUUGCACCUGCUGAACCGUCAGGCACAGUGGCCCGCCGGUGAGAUCCAUUGGGGUGCUGCAACAUGGCUGGCUUGUGGAAUAACACUGGAGGAGGCGCAGGUAGCCCUCCUGAUUGAUGUUAAAAAGUUAGGAAAGCGGCCGACCGACACCCAGAAACUGGCCAUAGCCCGGCGUCGGGACAGAUUGCAAGGACAACUGGAUGACUUUGUCAGGGUUGCACUGACGUUUCUCGGCGAUCAAUUAAACAGCUGUGAGCAUCUGGACGGCAUGACAGGAAUGUUGGACUCAGUGGAAUUGGAUUCUGUCGGGUCAUCAGGUGAGGAUCCAGAUAGGUCGGACGAUGGAGACCGAUACGAUCUACCCGUGGAGUUCAAUCCCGAGACCGUGGUGAUUCCAUUGCCGUCCAACAUCGGAAUUGAAAGAUGUGCACAGUGGGGCGUUGCUGACCUGGUGCUCCAGGAAAUAUCAUUAAGAGAAGGGCAAGCAAAUGAUGCAUUGCAUGCCGUCAGGGUCAACCUGGCCGACAAGGCUGUUCUGUUUCGCACCACGGUUCGGUCGGCCAAGUCGCAAGCAUGCUCGACCAGAGCAUGGGCUCGGGUGCACUCAGUGGACAAGGUCCUUCAUUUAAACACACAGAUAUAUGCCAAAUGCCGCAAGCAGCUACUGGAUCUUGGCGCCGAUGAAUUAUUGACCAGGUAUCAGCGUUUGGAGGAGGCCGACCUUAAGGCUACUACAGUGGUGGCCGACCCGAACGCGCGCGGUCAAAGAAACAACACGUUGGCAUGGUUUUGGUCCCUCGAUGUUGAAGGAUGUUACAGUAACAUGGCACGAGUCCCCCGCCAGCAGAGAGCCCUCUGCCACCCGCACGGCUAUAGACGACACCGGAGCCUCACCAGCUCUAUAGACGAUAACAGAGCAUCAUUGGCUCUAUAA
This is a messenger RNA of Suillus discolor, 978 nucleotides long. RefSeq lists its product as uncharacterized. The coding region runs from base 1 to 978 and encodes 325 amino acids. The transcript has a single exon. Lineage: Eukaryota; Fungi; Basidiomycota; Agaricomycetes; Boletales; Suillaceae. The record is from RefSeq and is a predicted model, not a curated record.